Messenger RNA from Thalassophryne amazonica, 2399 nucleotides. It is a transcript of the gene hsp90aa1.2, whose product is annotated as heat shock protein 90, alpha (cytosolic), class A member 1, tandem duplicate 2. Gene Ontology annotation, biological process: cellular response to heat; protein stabilization; protein folding. The transcript is spliced from 11 exons. The record is from RefSeq and is a predicted model, not a curated record. NCBI's taxonomy places the organism in Eukaryota, Metazoa, Chordata, Actinopteri, Batrachoidiformes, Batrachoididae. Gene Ontology annotation, molecular function: ATP binding; disordered domain specific binding; ATP hydrolysis activity. The coding region runs from base 157 to 2346 and encodes 729 amino acids. Gene Ontology annotation, cellular component: cytosol; myelin sheath; perinuclear region of cytoplasm.
CACUGAGAGGAAGAUUCCAGAUGGUUCUGGUCGGGAUUUCUCCGCGAGUUGAAAAAGCCUCACAUCCUUUUCUGCCGCUCAUUCUGCACUGACCUGCUUUGUAUCCGUGACCAUCACAGUUCUUACUGGACUCCACGUACACCGCGGACCAACAAGAUGCCAGAGUCACACGAGCAACAAAUGGAGGAGGAAGCUGAGACCUUCGCAUUCCAAGCUGAGAUUGCUCAGUUGAUGUCCCUGAUCAUCAAUACAUUCUACUCCAACAAAGAGAUAUUCCUUAGGGAGAUAAUCUCCAACUCCUCAGAUGCUCUGGACAAAAUCCGAUAUGAAAGUCUUACAGAUCCUUCAAAGCUAGACACGGGCAAGGACCUUAAAAUUGAAAUCAUUCCCAACAAAGAUGAGCGCACACUGACAAUCAUCGACACUGGUAUUGGCAUGACCAAGGCUGAUCUGAUCAACAAUCUUGGAACCAUUGCCAAGUCUGGCACAAAGGCUUUCAUGGAAGCCCUGCAGGCGGGUGCUGAUAUCUCCAUGAUCGGACAGUUUGGUGUAGGAUUCUAUUCUGCCUACUUGGUAGCUGAGAAAGUGACUGUCGUCACAAAGCACAACGAUGAUGAGCAGUAUGCUUGGGAAUCUUCUGCUGGAGGCUCGUUUACAGUUAAAGUGGACAACUCUGAGCCUAUGGGGCGUGGUUCCAAAGUGAUCCUGCACUUGAAAGAGGACCAGACAGAGUAUCUUGAAGAACGUAGGAUUAAAGAGAUUGUGAAGAAACACUCUCAGUUCAUUGGCUACCCUAUCACCCUGUUUGUGGAAAAAGAACGUGACAAGGAGGUGAGUGAUGAUGAAGCAGAGGAGGAAGACAAGGAGAAGGAAAAGGAUGAAGAUGAGGAAAAGGAUGAGGACAAGCCUGAAAUUGAAGAUGUUGGCUCGGAUGAUGAGCACGACCAUGACAAGUCUUCAGACAAGAAGAAGAAAAAGAAGAUCAAGGAGAAGUACAUCGAUCAGGAGGAGCUCAACAAGACCAAACCUUUGUGGACCCGUAACCCAGAUGACAUCACCAAUGAAGAGUAUGGAGAGUUUUACAAGAGCCUGACCAAUGACUGGGAGGACCACCUGGCUGUCAAGCACUUCUCAGUGGAAGGACAGCUGGAAUUCCGCGCCUUGCUUUUUGUGCCUCGCCGUGCUCCUUUCGAUCUCUUUGAGAACAAGAAAAAGAAGAACAACAUUAAGUUAUACGUGCGCAGAGUCUUCAUCAUGGACAACUGUGACGAGCUCAUCCCAGAGUACCUCAACUUCAUCAAGGGUGUGGUGGACUCAGAAGAUCUGCCCCUGAACAUCUCCAGAGAGAUGCUGCAACAGAGCAAGAUCCUGAAGGUCAUUCGUAAGAACCUGGUCAAAAAAUGCCUGGAACUUUUUACCGAGCUGUCUGAGGAUAAGGACAACUAUAAGAAGUACUAUGAGCAGUUCUCAAAGAAUAUCAAGCUCGGCAUUCAUGAAGACUCUCAGAACAGGAAGAAGCUGUCUGAGCUCCUGCGUUAUUACACCUCUGCUUCUGGAGAUGAGAUGGUUUCCUUAAAAGACUAUGUCACACGUAUGAAAGACAACCAGAAACACAUCUACUACAUCACCGGUGAGACCAAAGACCAGGUGGCUAACUCUGCCUUUGUGGAGCGCCUCCGUAAGGCCGGCCUUGAGGUCAUAUACAUGAUCGAACCCAUUGACGAGUACUGUGUGCAGCAGCUGAAGGAGUUUGAGGGCAAGAACCUGGUUUCAGUGACCAAAGAAGGCUUGGAACUUCCUGAAGAUGAGGAUGAGAAGAAAAAGCAGGAGGAGAAAAAGGCUCAGUUUGAGAACCUUUGCAAAAUUAUGAAGGACAUCUUGGAGAAAAAGGUGGAGAAGGUCACGGUCUCCAACCGCCUGGUUUCUUCUCCUUGCUGCAUUGUCACAAGCACUUAUGGCUGGACGGCCAACAUGGAGAGGAUCAUGAAGGCUCAGGCCCUGAGAGAUAACUCCACUAUGGGCUAUAUGGCUGCCAAAAAGCACCUGGAGAUCAAUCCUGACCAUCCUGUUGUGGAGACCCUGAGGCAGAAGGCUGAAGCUGACAAGAACGACAAGUCUGUUAAGGACCUGGUCAUCCUCUUGUUUGAGACUGCUCUGCUGUCAUCAGGGUUUACCUUGGAUGACCCCCAGACCCAUUCCAAUCGCAUCUACAGAAUGAUCAAACUGGGUCUUGGCAUUGAUGACGAUGAUCUAGCGUCAGGUGAUGCCACCCCUGCUCCCGUUGAGGACAUGCCUCCUCUUGAAGGGGAUGAUGAUGACACAUCCAGGAUGGAGGAGGUGGAUUAAGUCUACACAGGUUCUGUUGCCUGCUCAUAUCUGGAAGUAGUGAUGUACAAAAA